GGCGGCUCUCAGUUUGUGUCGGAUCUCCGUCGCAGUCGUUUCGUGACAACGAGUCUAGUCGUGCUGCGCUCCGUUUUUCUCAUUCUCUCCUUCUCUCUCUUUCUCUCUCUCCACCUUUCUCUCUCCGUUUCUUCCCUGGUCCCUCCCUCCCUCCCCCUGCAGUUCGUUCGCAACUCGCUCAUCCCUCUGACCCUCCCUCCCCCCUCCUCCCUCCCCCGUCAACGACACCGAGUUCCGCCCAGCGGGAAGCAGCCACGAUUUUCUUCUUCGAACGAGGCGACGCGACGCGUCCUCGAUUCUCGUCGUCCGCGCUUCGUUUUGUGGCGCGUGCAUGUGUAUGUGUGUGUGUGUAUACAUGUGAAGUAUAUUUCGGCGAUAGAAAAGUACAAUCGAAAAUACAGAGGAAAAUCUGGAAGCAGCGUGUGAGGAGUUUAAACGUCACAUCGUCGUUGAACGGCUGUCUGUUGUUAUUCUCGUUCCCCGGUCGCAUUAUUUAUCGAGUUGUCGAGGUAUCUCUCUCAUCAGUCUCGUCGAGGUAGUGCGCGGCGCUUCUUGGAUACGCGGUCACGUAUGCACGCAUGGACAAGCAACGGCGACGCGGCACUGCCCAAUGAUGGCCGUGCCGGGCAUUACCGUUGACGUAGUGAUGUAUUAUUAGUGGUGCGCGUCGCGGGAAAGUGCUGUGUGCCGCUCGCUGUCUCUCUCUUUCUUUCUUUCUCUGUCUCUCUCUCUCUCUGCUUCGCCGCUCACUUCAGUCCGUAUCUCGGCGUGGCGUUACUCGAUAAUAACGCGGAGUGUGCUCCUCGUCGUCGCGGAAAUCAGUGAUCGCGGCAAAGGGAAGGCAGGCAAACGCGGUUUACAAAAUACGCGUAUUUUCGCUCCUCCCUCUCGCCUUCCCGCCCACGAGUUUCACGCAGUGAGAGUUUCAUAUCAGUGCACGACGAUAACGACGACGACAGUUUCGUUCGCUCUCUGUGUCUCUGUGUGGAUUAUCAUAUUUGGAUAUACUCGUAUUAUCGUAUUUGGAUACUGCGAUCAGCGAUCCCCGUCGCGGCUCACGUCCAGCCAGCCAACCCAUCGCCAGACUACGGCCCGAGAUCGCGAUUCCGCCUGGCGAACUCUGUCCCUCGGAGAGCCCCGUGAGUGAAAGGAAACGCGGAAACGGAGCUUCCCUCCGGCAAUUACCGAGACGAUCUUUCACGUCGCCCGGAAAGCGGAGCUUGGGGAUAAGGAUCGACGAAUGGGAAUUUAUACGUUUUAAAUUCAUCCCUGUGGGCAUCACAUGUUAUGAUAUAACACCAGCCUGUACAACGAUCGUUCGACGUAUGGCACUGCAAUGAGCAAGAUGCAGAGACAAAGCCGGCGUAGCUCGGAGGUGGAGGUUGCGCUUAUGCGCCCUGUAAGCACAGCUGGCUAAUAGCCUCGAAGCCCGUCCCCGACACCCUGCAGCCACACCAGAUUAGCAGUUGGCGUGACAUGGAUGUGAGCUUCACGAACGUGUUAGAGGGGGCUCGCCAGUACUUCCAGGGACUGCCCGUACCGAGUACAGGUAGUGGCGCGGCCACGUCGGUGGAUCACAAUCUCCACUCGACAUCCUCCACGAAUCCCGCCUCGUCCACGUCGGCGACAACGCAUGAUCAUGAUGCACCGUCGCAGCCGACACAAUCAACUCAGUCAAUUUCGACUUCCGCCAAUAGCAGCAGCAGCAAUAGCAAUGUCCAGGAGUCGAAUCGUUACCCUGCCGACGUUAGACCUUCGUCGUCCGUGGAGAGUAGCAAUGCGACUGCCGGAUCUAGCUUCUGGAAUCCACACGUGGAGCCAUAUGCGCCGCAGCCGACUAGGGUCGAAGUCCCGGAUACGAGGCCAGGCGACGAAGGCUCCGCCAUGGAGCCCAGCUCCUCCUCGGGCACUAUCACUUUAACCGAGAUGCAGCCUUCGAAUUAUCAAUUCUCCUCCUCCUCCUCCUCCUCCGCUGCCGCAUCAUCGUCGAAUUUUUCGCAGAGACCGCCACUAACGUCAUCAUCAUCGUCGACCACCUCGUCCUCCAGCGAUCACAAUCAUCACCAUCAUCAAUCUCAUCUUUCAACGUUGAACUCGUCAUCGCAUUUGCAUCAGAUGCAACCACCCCAACCGCCACAUUCCCCUGGACCAGUGUACCAGCAACUUAGUAAUGUCAGCAGGACGUCCUUCAGUGCGGCAGAGAUGCUCGCCUCUUCCUCAUCGCAUUCUGCUUCAACGUAUCAGGCUGCCAAUAACGAUAGACAAUCGCAGCCGAUUGUUGCGCAGAGGACUCAGUACUACCCACGCUACCAUCAUCCAGACAUCACGAAAUGCGCACCGGCUCCGUAUUCGCAGAGUUCUAUUUAUCAGUCCGCCAAUGUAGCGCAGCCUCCGAGUAUGGUUCAACAACCGAGCACAAGACCGACGCCAAUAGAGCAGAAUAAUACGACAGCAUCACCCAAUGUCGUUACUCAAGGACAUUGUCCGCCAGAACAGCAACGAAUACCUGGUACUUAUGGCAACAACAUGCCACUUGCUCAGAGUUCUCUCAAUGGAUCCUCGGUAUAUGGAUCUGGUUCCUCCUCUUCAUCCUCUCAGAGUUACCGUCCCACGAACCAGUAUCAGCAGCAGGCCCAUCGUCUGACCGCUUCCAUUUCGAGCGUCAAUGACAGGUCUCAUAAUUCGGAUGGGUUGCACUCUUCCACUGCCGCUUGCUCUUCAUCGUCGCAGGCGGUCAGUCCGCGUCAGCCUGGACCAGGAAGUUCCUCCUCCAAUCACAUUCCUUUGCAAUCGCAGUCGCAGAAUCUUCCGGGUCACAUUCCUUCACCGCAUCUGCCGUCCGCUGCCACUUCGGUACACUAUCAUCAGCAGCAGCAGCAGCAGCAGCAGCAGCAUCAUCAUCAACAAUCAUCGUCUCUACAGCAACAGCAGCAACAGCAGCAGCAGCAACAUCAUCAACAAUCAUCGUCUCUACAGCAACAGCAGCAGCAGCAACAGCAUCCUAGUCGUAUAAAUGCAUCGCCACACUCGCACGGUUCCUCAUAUGGAGGCCGCAUAGUGCCGCUGCCACCGCACGGUGUUCCAUCGUCAUCCUCCUCUGUCGCCAUGGCGGCGAAUCAUUCGCAGCAGCAACAGAUGCCACCACCCCCGAGUGGAUAUCACGUAGGAACGACGCCGUCACCGCAUCAUGAACCGUCGCCACGUCACGCUACUCCGUCGCCGCAUCACGCGACUCCAUCGCCACAGCGGCAGUCACCCCACGUGUCCAGCCUGCACAAUCCACAUGCCUCCCCAUCUCCUCAUCAUACACCCUCGCCGCACAACAGCUUCCAACCACAUUCGCCGACUUAUCCACCACCACCGCCUCCGCCACCGCCACCGCAGCAGCAACAGCAGCAGCAGUCGUCGGCUUCGUCAAGGUCGACAUCACAAUCGUACAAUCUGCCACCGGUCACUUCGCAACACUAUCAAACGAAUUACGUGGCGGCGGUUCGUGACGCGGCGAUGGGGUUGCCUUACGCACCGCCGCCACCGUCCCAGUCUUCGUACCAUUCCUUCCAGAAGAACCCACAACCGGAGUCUCAAGGGAAUAACUACUACUCUCAGCCAAGUCGGUCUCACAAUCAGUCUUACAGUAUGCAGCAGAUGCUGGUACCGCAGACGGUAUACCCUAAUACUCCCGGUAACAACAAUCUAGGUAACUAUCAGCAAAAUGUCAGUAAGCAUGCGACGUAUAACGGCGCGGAUGCUACGAAGAGAGGGGCGAUUGACGUUACGACGAUACCUUAUGGUACGCAUCGGUCACCCACGCAGAGGAGUGGUAACACGCAUAACCUGCCGCCUAUCGCCGCUCUUUCGUCUUAUCAUUCCAACAGGCGAGAACUAUUGGGAAAAUCGGCGCAAACAACAGUACGACAACGAAUACAUUCGACGAAUGCAACCAACAAAGUCCCGUCCGUCGUGAUGCCGCCUUCGUCUAUAACGAUACCUCCUCAGAGGCUUGCCGAGUAUCCAAUGACUCCGGUCUCGGCUAUAAACCAUGCGAUACCGGUGAAUGGUAGAACAACCACUGUGACGAACAUGACGUACGGUUCGCGAUAUACUGGCCAACAAAGCUACCCAUCAUCGACGUAUGCCACCACAAUAGCGCCCAGUCAUCAUGGUAACAAUUCCGCUAAUAGCACUACAGUAACGACUAUCAGUAGUCAUAGUGGUUCAGGUGGUGCGAGGUCUUCCGUUCCAUCGAUCCACGCGUAUCAGUCUUCCGACGAAUCGGAUCGGUCAGCGGGAUCAUCGUCAUAUCAUCAACCACCGACACGAAUAACGACUGAGGGCUAUGCCUAUAAAGAACAUCCUUAUCAGAAUCCAGCGUCAUCCGGUAGUAGUCAAGCAACUUCGGUCGCCACUAUGGCAAGUUCUCCGUCGCCGAGUAAUGCAGUUCGGAAGAGGGAAUCUCCUCUGGACUUGUCUGUAAAAACAGUUAAGACAUCGGCUGAUUCUACGGCGCAGGAUGAUCUUGAGACUGUCAGCAUCGAUAAACAUGUCAGUAGCUCAAAUCUGAGUACAUCUAGGAACAAUGUGAACAGGCCGAUGCCACCUCCGGCUGUCAUGCAUCAAUCGGCACCAGUACAACCGUCAUACGCGUCGUCGUAUGAUAGGCCUUCGAGUAACAGUUCGAGAAAUUCCAUGCAAGUGACCUGCGUUCGGGCAUCGACGCCUCAAACGGUGUGUGCGCCCAAAGUCGACUUUCUGCCAGAUUUUACUUCGACGCCGCUACGUCAGCCGCACCACGACAGUUCUCUUCGCAGAAGUACUCCGCAGCAUCCGCAACAGCUUUACGUUCCAUCCGCCCAGUCUCUCUCAUCCCAUCACACCAACACCUCUCCACUGCCUCAUAUGUCCACGUUCAAGAAACGUCCACUGCCCACGUCGCCGUACGACGGUCUGACGAUACCACCGCCACCGUCAUCCUCAUCAUCAUCGACGUCUGCGUCUUCAUCGUACCUCCAAACAAAUGAUUCUGUAUCCUCGAGGUUUUCCAAGUAUCACUCGAUGAUGGAUUCAUCUCCGCGACUUGGUCCGCCCACAUUGCCCGCACAAGAUUACCCACCCGACUCGAGCUAUUAUUUAGCGGACAGUAGGGCAAAGUUCGAUCAGCAAUUUCCUCAGCGCGAACGGUCACUCAAAAGAACUGGAGAGGCAAUUUAUAGUAUAGGGAAUCCUAACAAACAGUCCAGAGCUGCUUGGCGAGUACCGAGUACUGAUAAACAAAUUAUUGAGUCGAAACUAUCGACUACAGGUGCGCAGAACGAACAACAAAAACGGCAAGAGAUGAAUUUGUCGGUUCCUCUGCCAAAUGGAGCUUUGACGACAUCAUCUGGCGAUCAUAGAACCGACAAUGGUAGUUAUUCGACGCCAGAAUCCAGAUAUCAAUCGAUAUACUGUGAUAAAAGGACCUAUCCGGAGUCCAAAAUCAUACGCAGUUCGUCGUCAUCGUACAAUCAUCCAGUUAUUUCGAAAUCCGCGAGUGUACAUCCAUUACCGCAACAAUUGAGCAGUGCACAACUUACCUACCCAAAUUAUCGCCAGUCAAUUCAGAAGAUGGCAUGUCCCUCGAGCGGGAUGUCCAGUGGCCAAUCGAUAGAUCAACCUAGCAAUACUGGUGCCGACAAGAGGGUGCUCAACCUGCUGAGGAACAGCUUGGAAAACAAGCAACAAAGGGAUGAACAGCUCAAUAGUCAGCAGCCUAUUUUGGUUAAUCACAGUCAACAGAGCUUCCAGAAUAAGGUCGUCGCACCAGUCGAGCCCAAGAGCAUCGGCAGGCACAAUCUGUCACCAUUCACGGCGGCGAGUUUGCUCGAGCGUAACAGCAACACACCGCCACAUUACAAGUUGCACGUUCCACGAGCAAUAGACUCGAUCACUCAGGAAGUGCCACGUAGCAUGUAUGCCUCAAGAGUGAACGCAUCUGCCACGCUACCCGGCAAGGAAGCCUCCCUCGCGGGACCACGUGGCGCCGAGAACCAAAUCCAUCGUGACAAGGACGACGGUCUUGCCGCUAUCUUAGCUGCGAAGAUCAGGACGAAGGCGGAACUGAAACAAGUCGGGACCGGCCAAUUUACAACGAAAACAUCUUCCAUACCUCCUCAAGAUGUGUCAUCGACGCCGAGAGAAAUCGAUAGUGCGGCUUCGACGUCGACACCACAGUCUGGUUCGUCCGCAGGUAGCCCACCGAAAUUAACACGCGAGAAAACGGUCUCUUUGCCGCCCAGAAGACGUUUGUUUUCGAGAACCGAUGAGGAAAACGUACCGGUAACCGUGCCUGUUGCCGCCACGGUCGCGUCCACAGUCCCGGCUAGAGCGAGCGGAUGUAGGAGUUCUUCCGAAACAUCAGUCUUUGAUUUCCGGGAGAGUGACUCCGAAAGCGAGAUGCCAGUUCUCGAGCGACAAACCUUGGAGGAAAUGAGAAGAGAUAGAAAGCAGUUAUCCAAAGUGCAACCUCCGAUACCUCUCAAUGAUGCUGUAUGUAUGAAUAUGGCAUCUUCUACGGAUCUCGUGAAGAUAGAGCUAAAGGAGAACGAUAAAAUUAACGACAUGGAUCCAUUCUGGAGUAACGCCUGUGAUAAGUUUAUGGAGCAAUUACGCGCGGGCGAUGCCGUAAAGAAACGUGGACGUAGAAAAAAAGUGAGUGGUAUCGCAACAUCGAAACUUGAAGACGCAGUUAACGAUAGCGACAAGGAAUCGGAUACCAAUGCAUCGCAUUCUCGAAUCAAGCCCGAAGACAUCAAGAAGGGGAUAUUUAAUAAGGAUCCAUCUAAUAAAGAUGAUACAAAUUCGAUUUUCAAGGACGUUAAGAUUAAGACAGAGCCCGGAUUGAGGAAGGAAGACGAUAAACACUCAAGCGAUGAUUCAGACGAGGUACCGUUAAUUAAAAGAACAAGACAGGAAGUGAAGAAGGAAGAUAGUGAUUGUGAUGAGGAAGUGAUAUGCCGAAGAAGACGAAUUCGUAGAAUUAAGCUUGAAUCUUCCAGUGGUAGCGAAUCCUCGAGCGAGGACAGUGAUGCUAGUACCAUAUUUGGUCAUGGUUCUUCAGUUGCUGACAGACUUCGAGCUAGGAAACGAUCUAUAGCUAAUGUAUCUGAAGGUAUGAAGCUUCGUUCGAGAGACACUACUCCUCAUAAGGCAAAAACAGAGAAGGAAUCCAAAUUGUCGCCUCCUAAAGGUGGAGCGUCUCAAAAAGCGAAGCCAAAACCGUUAUUCGGUGACGGUAGUGAUUUUAGACCUGGUUGGGAAGAGGAGGUUUACGUUUACAAAAAAUCUCUAAGAAUGCCACCCAGAUUGAUUACAGUGUCAAAACCAUCGCGUUUUCACCGACUAUCCACGUCAUUGCCAGAUUUAGAUCCUGGUUCGCCGGCAUUGUCUGUCUCGAUGGAUAGUUCCGACGUGUGUCUCAGCCGUAAUAAGAGAGACAGUGACAUGGAAUCUAAUUACAGUUUCAGCAUUAUGGGACUUGGCAGUAAGAUUGAUGACGAAGAGGCGACUUCAUCAACAACAGUUUCUUGUCCUCCGAAGGCAAUGAUGAAACAUUUCCGAUCGGAUAACAAUUCUAUUGUCGAUGUUCUCGCGCAGAAAGUCGGUGGUAGUCAGAAAGAUUCAAAAAAGAAACAUAAUCUGAAAAGUAAUAAGAGCAGUAACGUUAAUAAAAGUAGUAACGAACCGGAACUUUUACCAACUCCAAGUCUUGCACCGCUUCUGUCGUCCGAAACAUCAAAGAGCCCUAAAAACAAGAUUGCAUUGAAGAAUAAUAGAAACCCGAUUAAAGUUACCAAUUCCGUCCUCCUCGGUUAUUUCCGCAAAGAGACGGUGAAUAAUUUCCGUGACGCAUUCAAGAACAAUCACACAUUGCCCAAUGAAUUCUCCACUCUAGUAUUGAAGAGUAGAACCAGAACGGAGACGAAAGUCUUGAAGAAGGAAACUACUAUUCGUGAAGUGUUCGGCGAGGAUAGGCCUGCGUCAGCCCCGCCGAUGCAGAAUCGCGAUGACACAUCGCAAGAUGACGAUUCGCAGAAUGAAACGCCGGAGAAUGCAUUAGGCAAGGUACGAACAUUAAAACAAAAAGUGGUGUCUCGUUUGAGGAACGCUGGUAUACUGCGAAGUCACAAAGCUAUUGCGAAUUCGAAACGUCAUCUAUUAACUGUUGAGAGGCGAAAGGAUCUCCUCAAAUCACUUGCUAAUAAGAAACUACAUCGUAUUAAGACUGAGAUAGAGCAAGAAGAGACAAACGACAUCAGAGAAGAGGAAACUAACGAGAUAGAAGAUGAUAAGAACGAUUUGGAGACUCGUCAUAAAAAGAAGUUGAAACUUCGACCUGGCCGACGAAAAUUCCGUUCUGGAUUUGAUUAUAUUCGUAAGAAGAAGAAGCCAUUAAAAAAAGACGAGGCAUUGCCAAAGGAAAGGAAGAGACAAAGUCAAGCUAACAAACCAAGCCCGGAGUGCGUAGCCGAUAUUCAGUCUGAGAUUAGAACGUGGGUUAUCAAGAAGGGCGUCGGGGAAACCAUAUUACACCGCGCUGCCCGUCUCGGUUACACGGACGUGACUGCUUAUUGUCUGGAGAAGCUCAAUAGUGCGCCGAGUCCUAAAGAUAACGCGGGAUAUACACCACUUCAUGAGGCGUGCUCCAAGGGUCAUCUGGAGAUCGCAAAACUCUUAUUGGCUUACGGUGCGAACGUAAGCGAGAGUGCUAAUGGUGGUAUCAGACCACUUCAUGAAGCGGCGGAGAAUGGUGCUACAGAACUUGUGCGAUUGCUAUUGUCAUACGGUGCCGAUCCAUUAUUGGCUACUUAUUCCGGACAAACGCCUUUGAUGUUAGCUGUUGAUACCGAUGCUAAUGCCAUUCUAGAACAGCACCUGGCUGAUAUCCAAGGUCGUACCACUGUGCCAUGGUCAUUCGCUGGUCCAUGUUCAAUUUUUGAUCCAGAAGAGACGGGCUACAAUCCUCUCGAUGAUGUUCCAUCGGACAAUCCUGAAUCAGAUGAACUAGAUGAUAUCGAAAUGGAAGUAAGCGACAUCAACUUGCCUGUCUUGUUCACCUUGAACAAUGAUCCCGACAAAUGGGUGCUGCUUCAAGAUCUUAUGGCGAUUUUGAAGAUAAAGAGUCGCGAUGCUCUUCUCCGUCAAAUUAAUCCGAAAGCACAUUCUGGACCGCCUGCAAUCGCGCAUCGUGAGGUGAUGCGUGAGCUAAAAUUGCCAGAUUUUUUGGAACAAUCUCGUUGUUGUCACCUAUUGAGCGGCGGCGAAAGGAUUAAUGUGCGUGGUUCCAAGGUCAUUCUUAUCAAGUACAACGACAAAGUGAAAUCUCUGUUGAACGUAGAGAAAGUGCUAAUCAGCCUUAGGUGACAAGAGGCUUCUCUGGGGCGAUCAUCUCCCCAGAUAUCGAAACCAUCAACUUCGAUUUCAGCCAAGGAACAUCAGAAAAAAGUUGAAGGCAAAGCUGUAAAACGCGAGCGGCAACAUGGAAGAAAACGACAAGAAACACGUAACAAAAAUUCUGCGGAUUGAGCGAUUUAUUCUUUAACCGAUGCCCUAUCAAAAUAUAAUUAAAAUUAUAUAAAAAUAUAGCGAUUUUUAAGAAUUAUAUUGCUGAACAAUGAAUAAUAUUAUAAGAAUAGAUCAUUUUGAUUAUUUUAUGAAGCAUCGAGAAAAAUGAUCAGGUUACUGUUAUGAAAAUAAUCUUAAAAUCUGAUGCAAAUUUGUUUGUCUGGAAAACUCGUCUCUGAAGAAAGAAAGACUGAUCGAUACAACAAUGAAGAUCGGUGCUUUUACGUGUCUAAAGACUGACUUCUCGAUUUAUCUUAUGUUUCGAAGGUAAAUCGAACCGAUACUUUACUCCUCUCGAUCUCUUACAGUGCAGAAUAUAACGAAAUGGAGCUUGACUAAAGUGAUAAGAGAUACGCACAUAUAAUCGGUUCCGUUCCUUCAUUCAAGUGAUGAAUUUGUCAAUCGAAAUAAAGAAAAUCGGUAUUCCCGAUCGGUAAUCCCGAUAUUAUGCCGGGAGCGUAACGCGCAAUUAAAUUAACUUCGAAGCACAUAGCUGUGCAAAUGCAAUUUUAAACAAAACUAUCUACUAUUUAAUGCGCAGCUAAGAGUGGGGAAACAACUACCUGUGACAUUAUAUAGCAGUAUUGAAUUGGGAUAUAUAUAUAUAUAUAUACGUAAUAUAUCCAUAGAAUGAGAAUAUUUUAUUAAUUCUCUUAAGGACUGAACAAAUAAUCAGAAGUUUGUUAAUGUAACGUUUAUAAGCGAAUGAAAAGAGGGAGACAUGUUGUUUUGUGAGUGAUUAAGGCGACGGGAAAACGAAUUCUUUGAGAGUAGAUUUUUCUCAAUCGUUGAACCAAGUCUCGGAAUAGUAAUAAUAAAAAUAAUAAUAACAUAAAUAGUAAUAAUUAUAUUAAGAGUGCGAGAAAACGUAGCUGUCAUACCAGAUAUAUUUUUAUCUCGUACGUGGCUUCAAGAAGUUUCUCUGUUUUUAAGGGACUUCUCUCCGAGAUUUGUAGAAUUAAAAUGCGCGCCCGUGUGCGAAUAUUAGUUUUCCUCUUUGAACUAUUACCGAACGCGUCAUUGGAAGAGUCGACGUUAAGAGAGUGUAACAUAAUUACUAUCGCAAACGAUAACGUUACCACAGUUUAGUCUUUGUUUUUUCCUUAUGUUAUAAAAGAGUUUUGUAUAUUAUAUGCCGUGUGAGUUAUAUUUAUGAAAUGUGUUAAUUGACCAUUCGAAUAGGUGCUUGAAAUGCUAAAUGAGUUGAAUUUCAAUUCAUUGAGUUCAGAAUAUUUGAUCCAUUAAGAAGACACCGUCAUACAUAUUAAAGGUGCAUAUCUGUUGUCUAGUUCUAUUUU
This is a messenger RNA of Acromyrmex echinatior (Panamanian leafcutter ant), 10895 nucleotides long. RefSeq lists its product as uncharacterized. Gene Ontology annotation, biological process: negative regulation of transcription by RNA polymerase II. Gene Ontology annotation, molecular function: protein binding; transcription corepressor activity. Gene Ontology annotation, cellular component: nucleus. The record is from RefSeq and is a predicted model, not a curated record. Lineage: Eukaryota; Metazoa; Arthropoda; Insecta; Hymenoptera; Formicidae.